AUAUUCCGAAACAUAAAUCUCAACGCGUAAACAUCUACAAUCCACAAAUUGGAAUAUGAAACAACAAAAUGUGUCUCGAAAAAUUGGCAAAAAACCAAUAUCUCAUGAAAAGGUGUACCAAUUGUUUGGACCGCAAGCCUCCUUUGAGGAGAUACGUCAAGCUGCUGCCCGCAUAUGCCGUGAUUAUUUAAAUGGUCGCUGGAAGGAAGUACCCACCGAACAGUUGAUUGUCAAACGUAUCAGCGGUGGACUUUCGAAUUUUUUGUAUUACGUAAGUUUACCACAAUAUUGCAAUGCUACCACAGCCACCAUCAGUAAUGAAGUCAAUGAAUCCGUGGCAUCAACAUCAUCAUCGUCGGCAUUGCCACAAUCAGAUAACGACGAAAAUAGAAACGAACAAGAUUUCAGUGACCUCCUUUCGGCCGGCGACUGCAAUGGUAAUAAACGUAAACGUUAUGACAGUUCAUCGUCCACAUUGGCCUCGGCAUAUAGACAAAAGGAACCAAAGGAGGUCCUUCUACGCAUCUAUGGACAAUCCCAUGGUGAAGAUGCCUUGGAACAGAUGAUAACAGAAUCAGUGGUGUUUGCAUUGCUAAGUGAACGUCACUUUGGACCACGUCUAUAUGGUAUUUUCCCUGGUGGACGCCUUGAACAAUACAUUCCUGCCAGAGCUUUAUUAACCUCCGAAUUGGCAAUACCGGAGAUAUCAAUGAAAAUUGCUGAAAAAAUGGCUGAAAUUCACACUUUGAAUAUUCCCAUGUCUAAAGAGCCCGAUUGGCUGUGGAAUUGUAUGGAACGUUGGCAACGUUAUUUACCCGAUAUACUAAAACCGAAUAGCAAAUGGCCAAAUAAAGAGGCUGUUAGCGUUAUGCGGGACAUUGAUUAUGACCAAGAAGUCCUUUGGUUGAAGGGUGUUAUUAGCAUGCACAAUUUUCCAGUUAUGUUUUGCCACAACGAUAUGCAGGAGGGUAAUAUUCUUAUGAAGAUCCCAACAAAUGAUGAAUCAGAAUCAAAGAAACCCAUUGCUGAUUUGGAUUCCUCUGGGGAUUCGGCCAUUGAUAAUGCCAAUAGCUGCACCUCACCCGAUUUAAAAAUAAUUGAUUUCGAAUAUUGUGCCUACAAUUAUCGUGGCUUCGAUAUAGCCAAUCACUUUUUGGAAUGGACCUUCAAUUAUAGUCGUCCCGAUUUUCCAUUUUAUUAUUACAACAGUGAAAACUAUCCCACAAAGGAACAAAGAGAUCAAUUUAUAAGAACAUAUCUUAAGAAAUUCAACGACAAAGAUGAUGAUUGGGAACCUACACAAAAGGAAAUCGAUGAUGUUAAUCAAGAAGUUACAGUAUUUCGCAUGAUGUCACAUCUAUUUUGGAGUCUAUGGGCUGUGAUGAAUGUUACAUCCAAUAUUGAGUUUGGCUAUUGGGAAUAUGCGGUUUGCAGAAUUAAAGAGUAUCUCAAUCUCAAACAGGCCUAUAUCAACGAUCACAUGAUGACUGUUUAGAAAAAUGU
Musca vetustissima is the source of this 1503-nucleotide messenger RNA. RefSeq names its product choline/ethanolamine kinase. NCBI's taxonomy places the organism in Eukaryota, Metazoa, Arthropoda, Insecta, Diptera, Muscidae. Gene Ontology annotation, biological process: CDP-choline pathway; phosphatidylethanolamine biosynthetic process. Gene Ontology annotation, cellular component: cytoplasm. The transcript is spliced from 6 exons. Gene Ontology annotation, molecular function: choline kinase activity; ethanolamine kinase activity. Bases 56 to 1495 code for a protein of 479 amino acids. The record is from RefSeq and is a predicted model, not a curated record.